AUGCUCCCCAACUACAACAACCACUGGCAAGAAGCCAGAAUUAGAAACACUAAUCGUCAACCAAACCAAUAUCACGUACCCUACAACGGCCCUGUCUUCCAUCGACCUCUACCACCUACCAAUCGCCGACCACCAACCAACCCAUCCAGCUAUAUCCCACCCCAUCGCCGACCUACUUACAACACAGCCUACCAAUCAAGAGGUAACCAUCGACCUGACCAACAACAGAAACGACUACCAGCCCACCGACGCCAACCAGUCCCCACUCAUAAGGAGGAAGAACCCUUUUUGAAGGUGUUCUUCCAAGUUUUGCAGUGCCUCCAUCAUUUGGCAAUCCUUACCCUUCAACAGCAAGGCCAACCAGCGUUUACCUUCAAACGCAAAGUCUCUGAGUUGGAUAGUUUUAUCCGUCCAGCAAUGAAAACAUCAGCUGUCGACGCGAAUAUUAGAUCCCUCAAUCGGACAUGGCUCUGUAAGGUCACGCAGGUCCUGAUCGACCAUUACCAAACCACACUUCAAGAGAAGCUGACCACCAUUCGUACCAAGUCUUUAUCAUCACCUGCCGUCGACCGCAUCGUUUCUCAUGCCCUGUCCUGGGCCCGUCGCUCCUAUGGGAAACGUCUCACUCAAGCUGUAAUCUCCAAAUUCUACCAAACAAUCAACGAAACAAAAACCAGAGUAACCAUAUCUCUACCAACUGAAAUGGACACUACACCUGCACCAUCUAGAGCCACCACGCUGCCGAACCAAACCAAACGAGCCCGAAGUUCACCUACUCCUAGUCCAGCAGACAUAGAUCGAUCGAAAUAA
Molecule: messenger RNA, 810 nt
Organism: Lottia gigantea (owl limpet)
Lineage: Eukaryota; Metazoa; Mollusca; Gastropoda; Lottiidae
Exons: 2
Coding region: 1-810 (269 amino acids)
Source: RefSeq, a predicted model, not a curated record